AUGGUUCGAGAGGAGUUGAUCUCCUCAGCUGUGACAUUCCUACAGGAUCCCUCUGUGGCCUCAGCUCCGAUCGAGAAGAGGAUAUCUUUUCUACAAUCUAAGAACCUUACAAAAGAAGAGAUUGAUGUAGCUCUCGCCCGCACCGGCGAGGACCCGUCAGUGGUAGCCGCAGCAUCGUCGACAUCGUCGGGAUACCAAGCCGCACCACAACAGCCCAUCUACCGGCCACCCCCUCCACCACCACAAGGAUAUGGCUACCCACCGUAUGGCCAGUGGCAACCCCCGCCAGAGCCCCCGAAACGGGAUUGGCGCGACUGGUUCAUAAUGGCUACGGUUAUGGGCGGAGUCAGUUUUGGACUCUACACAGUAGCAAAGCGAUAUAUCACACCUUUGAUCGCACCCCCGACUCCGCCUCAAUUAGAACAAGACAAGCAGAAUAUCGAUGAGCAAUUCUCACGAGCUUUUGCUUUGAUCGAACAGCUCUCGACUGACACCGCCGCCCUGAAGACGGCUGAAGAGGCGCGUACUGAGAAGUUGGAUGCUACAUUGCGAGACGUAGAGACUUUGGUUGCCGAUCUGAAGACUGCGUCGCGGCGGCGCGAUGACGAGACUAGGCGCAUCAAUGAUGAGGUCAACGCACUGAAAGACGCCAUCCCGAAGGCGCUAGAGGGGGCACGCGAGGGCAAUGAAAACCGACUGCGGGAGCUGGGAACCGAACUGAAGAGCUUGAAGACACUUUUGGGUAACAGACUUGGUGGUGCUGCUGCUCCUUCUCCGGUUAGCGCAAGGGUACCUGAUACAACCGUCCCUAGCACUGAGUCCGCCUCGCCCUCGUCCGCACCCGCAACCAACGGAACUACGCCUACUCCAUCCCAAUCUGAAACUCCUUCCGGAGCGGCAACUCCGAGCGCCGGCUCUGCCAACCCCACCAACCCUCUAUCACGGUUCAGCAAGUCCCCCUCAAUUCCUGCCUGGCAGUUGGCUGCUGCGAAUCGAUCCAAGCCCGCGUCAUCUCCUUCCACUCCGGCGUCCGGUGAAAACACUGGCGCGGAACAGUCGAGCGCGCCUCCUAGUUAG
Aspergillus mulundensis is the source of this 1077-nucleotide messenger RNA. RefSeq names its product putative peroxisomal membrane anchor protein (Pex14) (gene pex14). The transcript has 5 exons. The record is from RefSeq and is a predicted model, not a curated record. Gene Ontology annotation, biological process: protein import into peroxisome matrix, docking. The coding region runs from base 1 to 1077 and encodes 358 amino acids. Gene Ontology annotation, cellular component: peroxisomal membrane; peroxisomal importomer complex. Gene Ontology annotation, molecular function: signaling receptor binding. Lineage: Eukaryota; Fungi; Ascomycota; Eurotiomycetes; Eurotiales; Aspergillaceae.